This is a messenger RNA of Trichoderma asperellum CBS 433.97, 3069 nucleotides long. RefSeq lists its product as uncharacterized. NCBI's taxonomy places the organism in Eukaryota, Fungi, Ascomycota, Sordariomycetes, Hypocreales, Hypocreaceae. Gene Ontology annotation, molecular function: protein binding. The record is from RefSeq and is a predicted model, not a curated record.
AUGUCGAGAGGAGACAACCUGACGCCCUCCAUGGGACCGUUUUCGCCCGCCCACCAGCCCGACGAAGGCUACUCGGAGGAUCCUCUUGGCCCGGGGCUGACAGACCAGCUCUCCUCGCUGGCGACGCUCAAGUCGCCCACGGAGCUGCCGCAGUGGCUGGCCGCAAAUGCCUCGCAGCUGCCUGUAUCUGUUAAAUCGAAACUGGCCAUGGCUCUCUUGGACCAGCUCCCAACCUCCGCCAUCGUCGAGAUCGUCGAGCGUUUAAGCCCCAGACUGUACAUAGACUUUAUCCGACAUCUCCCCGCCGAAAUCUGCCUCAAGAUUCUGGGCUAUCUCGACCCCGUCUCUCUCGUCAGCGUGUUGCAGACGUGCCGCGCCUGGUACGACCUGGCCGUGGACCGCAAGCUAUGGGAGCGGCUAUACUACCUCGAAGGCUGGAAGGCCGUGCAGGCCGAGAUCGAUGCGUGGGAGAUACGAGUCAACACCGGCGUGAGCAAUUCCAUCGGCCAUCUGCACCGAAUGCAGACCUCAGACGACCACCCAACCAAGAUUCGAGCCAUUCUUAACCAUGAUGAGGACGGGGACCAGGAUUUGGAGAUGCCAGACCGGGACAGGCUGCCCAGCAUCCAGGAGAGCAGCGCCGGGGCCAGCAUCUUUGGAUCUUCCAGCGCGUUGCAGACUUCCAAGCAAACUCUCCCCUCCCUGGGGGACAUGCACUUGGACAGCUUCUCCUCCACCAAAGGCAAGGCCGUGGAUCGGGGCUAUGGAUCAUCUUCGUCAUCGUCGGAAAGCAGGGCUAAGCGCAAAGAGCCCGGCGGUACCCCCGAGAUCUCGCUGCCUCCAAUGGCGGCUGGCGACACCACCGCAAGCAUGAUCAAAUCGACUCUGUGGACGUGGGAUAUCAACAGCUCCCGGUAUCGCAUCAACUGGAAGUACCUCUAUAACAUGAGGCGACGGCUGGAGUCGAACUGGGAGCUGGGCAAAUUCAAGACUUUUGUGCUGCCUCACCCCGACUACCCCGAAGAAGGCCACCAAGAGUGCGUCUACACCCUGCAGUUUGAUGCAAAUUAUCUCGUUAGCGGUAGUCGAGAUCGCACAAUGAGAAUCUGGAACAUUCACACACGCCGCCUGAUUCGCCCACCGCUCACAGGCCACAGCGGCUCGGUCCUAUGCCUUCAGUUUGACGCAGACCCGGCUGAAGACAUCUUGGUCUCCGGUAGCAGCGACUCCAACAUCUUUAUCUGGAGAUUUUCCACAGGAGAACUUGUGCAAAAGAUCACCAACGCACACCGCGAAUCUGUUCUGAACGUCAGAUUCGACAAAAACGUUCUCGUCACGUCUUCCAAAGACAAAACCAUCAAGAUUUUCAACCGCCGGCCCCUAAAAUACGGCGACUUGGGCUAUGGCCCUGUUGAUGCAGCCUUUAACCCGGUGGGUAUCAACGUCAAGCCCUAUGGCUACGAGCCCGAUCUAUCCCAGGAGCUUCCCAUCAAACCCCCCUACACGGUGAUUGGCAAGCUGGAGGGACACGGUGCCGCUGUCAAUGCCAUUCAGAUCCGGGGCCGCACAAUUGUUUCUGUUUCUGGCGAUCGUCACAUCAAGGUCUGGAACUGGCCAGAACAAGUUUGCACACAAACCAUUCCCGCCCAUGAAAAGGGCAUCGCCUGCGUGGAGUUUGACGAACGACGGAUUGUAAGCGGUAGUAGUGACUACGAAGUUUGCAUUUUCGACGCACCAACAGGCCUGAAGGUGGCUUCCCUUCGAGGACACGCUCAUCUGGUGCGAACCGUCCAAGCCGGCUUUGGUGACUUGCCGUACAGCAAGCAGGAGGAUGAGGCCGAGGCUAAGAGAGUAGAUGCCGAAUACUUUAGAGCUGUAGAAGCAGGAGAGAUUGACCACGAGGGUGACCGAAGAAUUCGUCGCACUAGAAGGGUGAAUGCGGGAAGCUCUCGGCCGGCCGAUCUCCAGGCUACUGGCGCCAAAGUUCCGCCUGGCGGAGGCGGCGGACGCAAAUACGGGCGAAUCGUUUCGGGCUCGUAUGACCAGAGCAUCAUCAUCUGGCGGCGUGAUAAGGAGGGCGUAUGGAAGCCCGCGCACCAUCUCCGCCAGGAAGAAGCGGCAGAGGCGGCGCAUAGACAAGUCGCCUUGAACAACGUUCAGCGACAGAGCACUCAAUUUGCCUCGGCGGCGAUUGCCGUGUCGGCAGUGAGUCCUGCUGCUUCGCAAGGCAUGCAGUCUUCGCCAAUACUAGAUCCAAACAGCGAGAACAGCCAGUCAGCACGACUUUAUAUGGCCAUGAUCGACCAGACCGUCCCCUUUGGCGUGGCAGCCUUGAGGCAGGCACUGGCAAGCCACCCAUCCAUGCUAAUCUAUCAUGGCUACCUACAGGCCGCAAUCGAGCGAGAGCCUUCGCCCUUUGUGCGGUCACACCUUAGACAGGCGGUGGCGGAUGGUUUAAUCGCAAUACAAAACAACCAGUUGGCCAGACAGCGUCUCAUUUCUCGCGGCAACUCCCACAUACCAGGCCCUAUCGCUGCCACAGAUGCUAGAACCCCCAACUUGGCUCCUGGAUAUGCUGGCGGCUCGAUGGCGGGCCCAUCUACCACUGCGCCCGUAGCAGGUGAUGGAAAUGGUGGCGGUAGUAACAACAGUAACAACAACACCGGUGGCGGUAAUAUUGAAUAUAGACAGCUGGCGUAUUCACCAGCAAUGGUGUCACAGGCUCCAGCCCCAACGCCCCUCCACGCACCGGUGCCCCAACCAUCUCAACUUUCCGUAAUUCCCGGCCAGGGACCUCCGCCCCAGCUCCCUCCAAUGGUCCAGCCUGAGCUUCUUGGGCAGGUCCAUGGACAGCAAGGCCCGGUCGAGGUUGAAAAUAACGCACAAGCUCCUGAGCAACGCCCACGUAUUGCAGCGGCGGAGAAUCCUCCGGCGCGCGUCUUCAAGCUUCAGUUUGAUGCCCGCAAGAUCAUAUGCUGUAGCCAAGCCCCAGUCAUUGUGGGAUGGGACUUUUGCAAUGGGGAUCCUGAGUUGGAGGAGGUGGCUCGCUUCUUUGCAGCGAUUGAUUGA